UGUCAGGUAAGGCAUUUGAAGUGUAGGAAUAUUGAUCAAACAGGAACUACUUUUUCUGUGCAUCCAAGGGAUAUAUGAAACAAGGACAAGAAUGGAGAAGACCGGGUAGAAAACUCUAUUCCACCCAGAACACAGUAUGGAGAGAUGUAUUGGCAUAUCUGUGGGUGUGAUCACCCUGUUCUUGUGUGUAAUUAAUGUUGGAGCCACCUGGACGGGGGACACUUUCUGGAAUUCUCGUUACAGUGUCCUCAAUCAUCCUUCAUUCUGGGGUUUGUGGUCCGAUUCUACAUCUGCAGCCGUGGACCACUACCAUCUGGGAAGUGGUGAAUAUGGUGGGCGCACCUGCUCGGGCUGUAGCUGUAAUGAAAAUGAUCGUGUUGUUACUGGAUGCUCUGGGACUGUGUACUUGAAGAAUUAUGUUUUUGACAACCUAACAACAGAGUCCUUCGCCUCGUUAACCUCAGUGACCACAAUAAAAAUUAUCAAUGUUCCAUCCUUGGUGUUGAUCGAGAAGGGCCUCCUAACUUCAAUGACCAGUUUACAGGAACUGACUAUUACACAGACUGGACUAACAGCUGUCCCAGACAUAUCCAACACGGCCAUGACCAAAAUGAUGCUUGGUGAAAAUGCAAUUAAUUUGUUCAACCACAACUUCACCAAAAUAAACUGGCCAUCCACACUGACACAAGUAUCUUUGAUUGAGAACAACAUCAAUAUGAUACCAAAUGGAUAUUUCAGUGGCAGUAAUAUUGAAUACUUAGGUCUAAGUAGAAACCAGUUGCGGUAUGUUCCUGGACCUGCCCUUAAAGAUGUCAACACACUUCUGUUUUUGGGUGUAGAUGAGAACUUGAUCACGGGAGUUUCCAGGACCCACCUGUCCUAUUUUGCAUCAUCUCAGCUGCUACACCUUAACCUGAGUAAUAAUGCAAUCAGAUACAUCCAGCCCACAGCAUUGGAACAACUGGGCAAUCUGAAAGUUCUAGAGCUCCAUGACAAUGAAUUGACUACGAUGACAAAAGGUGUAUUUUCUAACAUUCCUAAUCUGCUACAUUUAGACUUGGUUAAGAAUAAAUUAACCAUUCUGGAGGAGGAUAGUGCGGCUAACCUGCCUGCUUUGAUCACAUUGAAACUACACAGUCAACAGCAAGGUGAUGGCCUAACCAACAUCUACUACAAUGCUUUCAAAAACAUCAAUGGCAAUCUCACAAACCUGUGGGUGAGUGACAAUGCCUUGACCAGCUAUCCUCAUGUUGUGUUGUCUGAGCAACAGUAUGAUAAACUCACAAAGGUGUUUAUCGACAACAACCGGAUCACCAACAUGACCCUGUUCAGUGACGAUGGGUUCUCUCCUUCUGCCCUGAGCCUUUUCGAAAAACGACAGAGAGCAUUUACGCUUUGGAGCACUUCCCCAAACAUUCGCUACAUGUACCUCCACUCGAACCUGAUCCCAGAGUUCCUGUCCACGGACUUCUGUGAUCUGCCGCUCCUCUACUACCUUGAUCUGGGUACAAACCUCCUCACCAACGACAAGUUCCCAGACGAUUUGUUGACUUGCUUGUCUAAUCUGAAUUAUUUGGACCUGAGCAGUAACCAGUUCCAGUAUGUUCCCCAGACAGUCCGCUCAGCUAACAUGACGUCCCUGCAAACCAUCUUACUUAAUGGGAAUUACCUUACCUUCAUUGAAACAGGAACUUUCUCACAACUUCCCGAUCUCCAAAUCUUAUCUCUAGGCAGCAACAAUAUAGUUGUGGUUGAGAAUGAUUCGUUUCCUGGCACCAUUGUAUCCAUCACCUUGUCAAGCAACUGUUUUCGAUUUACACAUGAGAAUCCAUUUACAAAUCUCACGGCACUGACCACACUUACCCUGUCCAACAACCAGAUUGAUGUCAUCCCCGACACAGCUUUCUCUAACUGUACCGCCCUUAAUGACCUACAAAUGAUUUCCAAUAACAUUGGCUGGCUGACAAAGGUUAUGUUUUCGGAUUGCCCUUUGAACUACCGUUUCUCAGCUUCUAGCAACGAUAUUGCCUACAUAGAGGACGGAACAUUCGCCCACAUCAGCAGUAUCACCGUUCUGUUACUCUCAGACAACAAGCUGACCAAAUUUCCAAGGGGUGAUGACUUUUCUAACCUGAAUGUGAAUACUUUAGCUCUAAGCAGUAACCGUUUCACUGAAGUGCCAGCUGGUGUGUUCGUCAAUACUACUGUUGGUCAAAGUCUAACUCUGAGUGAUUCUGAGAUAUCAGUCAUUGAAACGGGAGCCUUCCAGUCUGUCUCUGUAUCUCAAACCUUAAGUCUGACUGGGAAUCCACUGAAAACCAUCCAGGAAAAAGCUUUCCAUACCGUGAGCUGUUCGUACCUAUCCAUGAAUGGCAUGCAGAUUACACACAUUCCAACUGGAGCCUUCCAGUUUGUGAGUUCGAGGAUUAUCUCCCUCCAGGAAAACGCCAUCGCCUAUAUUGACAUUGCAGCAUUUGAUGGCAUCAGUCUGUCUAACGAUCUACUUCUAUAUGGCAACAAAAUGACAACUCUUCGAGGAAAUAUUUUCGCUAAUAACUCUGUAAUUUCUCGAAAUCUUGAUCUCAGCCAGAACUCCCUGUCUUCCCUCCCGAACACGGCAUUCGAUGGGUUGUCAUCUGUCAAAGCAAUUAAGUUGGGUGAAAAUCAGAUGACAGAAUACCCAGCCACUGCCUUGAGCAAUAAGAAUGUGCAGACAGUGGAUGUAUCAGACAACAUUAUUGCGGAGUUAUCUUUGGUAGCCUUCCUAAACCAAGGCACAAUGAAGUCUCUGGACCUGAGUAACAAUCUCAUCACCAACAUCAUCCAGGGUGUGUUCGACCCUCUCGUAAACCUGGAGACUCUAUCCCUGAAGAACAACAGUAUUGGGUAUGUCCAGCCAAACUCAUUCUCCGCUCUGGGGUCGCUGAAGACGAUGGACAUGUCCGACAACAGCAUGUAUUUCUUUCCUAGUUUGCCCAACAUGACAGAGCUAACCUCUAUAGACCUCUCCAACAACCAGCUCGCGGCCUUUGAAAUUGCCACUUUUGAUGAGUUUGAGGGCAGUACAAAGUUUAAAACAUUGACACUGACAGGUAACAAUGGUAUCGGAUGUGACUGUUAUAUCUAUCAGACCCUGGAGAAGGUGCAGACCACCAUUAACGGAGGCUCCUGUGGCUCCCCAUCACAAACCGCUGGCAUCGUAUUUGACUACGCUGGAAAAACUAGUUCCAGCUACUUCUUAAACGCAGAUGUCAACAAUUUUCUGUGCUCCCCGCUGAAUGUAGCGGCCACAGCCUUGACCUCUAGCGACGUCACGGUGACCUGGACACGCCCUAACAACACUGUGGCUUCCACCUCCACAGCAACCAAUGCUGUAGCUGCUGCAUGGCAGUAUCAGGUGACAUGCACCGCCUCAGGGACAGGGACAAGCCACACCCAGUUGGUUACUGCUGUGUUCACACACACCUUUACUUCUGUGGAUGGUAUCCAAGGCAACACCGAGUAUGUUUGUGUGGUGGCGCUAGUGGUCGGAAGUGGGGGUAAUGCUUCAACCAGUGCAUCCAGUCAGCCGGGGGUCGCUACAACACAGCUGAAUGCAGUGGCAGGUGGUAACUCGUCAGCCUCUGCAAGUGACUGGAUACUACCGAUAGUGUACUACGAUUUCAGUGUAUCCCAUACCGACUUUACUGGAUAUGAAAGCACAAUAGUGUCUCAGCCGACCUACGUACCAAGCCCUUAUGGUGGUUGGUUGAGGCGAUCAAGUACACCUAGUUCGGAUACCUUCUCAGAAUGGUUUGUCAAGACUGGAAGCAAUCUAGCCUUCGAUAACAACAUCACACUGACUAUCACUUCAACGUCCCCUCCUACCCACAGGUUUAUUUCAGACAAGUUUUACCCGGUAGAUGGAUUAGGCUUUGGUGACAAUGAAAAGGACUGUCUUGGUGAAGAUCACAACUUGGGUUUUACGUCAGCGAUUCGGUCUGGUUUUGUGUACAAGGGGAGUGAGACAAUUGCUGUUGGGGGCGGAGACGACAUGUGGGUCUUCCUCAACGGUGUCCUAGUUCUGGAGGUCAUAGCCAGGGGAGAGGGCGCAAACAUACCCUGUAAGAAAAUCGACAUAUCAGCUGCUUCAUCAUCAGGUGGAGCCACCCUGACUCCCCUAUCGGGGUAUGUGGUAAACAGCCAGUGUGUCACUUCCAACACAGAAAUCAAUGAAAAUGUAACACUGGAACUUGAGGUAGGGGAGAGAUAUCACUUUGCAGUGUUCCAUGUUGAGAGGCUGCAGUGUGCUUCCAGUUUGUUCAUACAGACUGAGGACUUUGACUUUAUUGUGAAUCCUGAAGAUGAGCCACCCCGUGAUUAUGUCAUCAGCUUUGACGAGGAUUAUCAUGUGAACGGCAUCAUACAGGAAUUGGUUUUAUCGGAUGUCUUUUCCUCAGGUCCACCGUUCACUGUAGAUAUCAUCAGAGGAAAUGAAGCACGUCAUUUUACAAUGCUGGACAACACUGCUGGUAACCAGGCAGCCGCUGUAGCACCACCUGUAGUAACCCCAACCUUCACAACUGUCAACGGUAUCCAGUUUGUUGAGUGUUCCUCUCCGUCCUCUGUGACCCCUGAAGGACACGACACGGCCGUAGAAACCUUUACGAUAACUACAGAGAUUGGACUGUUCACGUUGGCCUCAGCCUUUGACUACGAAGCCAAUAACACAUACACUGUUGUAAUACAGGUGACAGACCCUGGUAGAACUCCCCCUGAUGGCAUAGUCACAGUCAAGGUGAAGGUCAAUGAUGUAAAUGAUAAUUGUCCAGAGAUGAACCAGACUACCUAUGCAUUGAAUGGGAAUCCUUCUCUGCAGUUAUCUCCCCUUGCCCAGGUCUUCGCAUCUGAUACAGACAGCGGAAACAAUGCAGAUAUCUUGUUCUACAUCUCCUCUAUUGUAGCGGAUCCAGAUCCUGUGCUUAGUUGGAAUGAGACAUUUAACCUGUUCAAUGAAGUGUAUGCUGCCAACACGACGCUUACAUUUUCUGUGAUUGCUGUGGAUAAUGGGGGGUACCCGACACGAGGCACCCAGGCAACCAUCGAGUUUGUCUCGGACAACUCCUGUCUGAUUGACGUGGAAUACGGCCCCAUCAGCUACUCCCUGGCGGUGGAUAACUCCACAGGCCAGGUCUACUUCAGGACCCCCGGCUACUACUUCUACCAAUAUGAAUGUAGAGAUGCCCUGGGCGUGGAGACUGGUGUAAUCCUAGGUACACAAAUGUCGGCGUCCUCCUCAGCAGACUUGACCAGUCCAGACCGGGGCAGGCUUAACAUCGUCUCUCUCACACAAGCGGACCAAGCAAGUCUAAAAGGGGGAUGGAUGCCUUCAACCAAUGACGGGAGUCAGUGGAUACAGGUUGUGCUAAACGAAACCUACAUAAUCCACCAGGUUCAGCUACAAGGCCAGGAGGAGGAGGACAACUGGGUCACAACGUUCAGUGUCAGCUACAGUUCUGAUGGCACUGUUUGGACGACUUAUACCAAUGCUUCUGGUGCAAGUGUGUUUGCUGGGAGUACUGAUCGGUCAACAGUGGUCACUGUAGAGCUUGACCCCAUCGUGGAAACCAACUACAUCCGUAUCAACCCUGUCACCUGGAACAACAACAUAGCCCUCCGAUUUGAGCUUGUUGGCUGUUCUGUUAGCAAGUACACAUACCACCGGACGACAUGUGAGCGAUGUCUGACCACCAACUACUGUGUAGGAGAUGGGACCUCGUUACCAUGUGGACGGUGUGAUCCGCUCCAGGCCAACUCCACGUGUGGACGCUCUCAGACCGAACACUCGUUUGGACUUGCGUCCGAAUGUACCACAUGUCCACUCGGCUGGCUGUGUAGUGAGGGGUACGCCACACCCUGCCCAGAUUAUCACUAUGCCACCUGCAAUGAUACCAGUUGCCCCACCUCCUGUACCCAGUGUGGGACUGGCUAUGCGUGCAGAGGAGGUCAGAGAUAUGAGUGUGAUGUUGGCACUUACUCAAAUGGAACAGUAGAGUUUUGUCAGCUCUGUGUGCCGGGGACGUACCAAGACCAAACGGUCCAAGGGAGCUGUAAAUUUUGUCCAGCUGGCUAUACUAGCUCCACAAUGAAGGAUCGGUGCCAAGUGUGUCCUUUAGAUACAUACUCUGAUGGGCUUGGAAGCACCUGCCUGAAUUGUCCCUCGACACUUGAGUGUCCGUGUCUGGUGACCGGCUCACCCUGUCAUAGUAACAGUCUCUGCUACAACAUGAAGAUCGGUGGAACUUACUCAACAGGUUGUCUCCCUUGUCCAGAUGGGUACACCGGAGAUGGAAUCACUUGUACUGACAUUGAUGAGUGUGCGCAACACAACCCAUGCUGGAACAACAGUGCCUGUAUAAACACGUCCCCGGGGUACCAGUGUAGGGCCUGUCCCUAUGGCUACACCGGCACUUUUGAGGAUGCACUCUCCAUUGAUAUACACAGGCGGACAUUUGAAUUGUACAACACAGUAUGGACCAACACCAACCAGUCCUGUGCUGACAUCAACGAAUGUCUCGUGAACAAUGGAGGAUGUAACGCCAAUGCCUACUGCUACAAUACUGUGGGGAGUUACUACUGCGGACUAUGUAAGCCGGGGUACGUUGGAGAUUCUGUCAAUGGCUGUCAGCUGGCCGACUACUGUGUAGCAGGUAUCCACAAAUGUAGUUCCAAUGCCGAAUGUUACUACACAGGUCCUGCGGAAUAUCGCUGUGAGUGUAAGGCUGGCUGGGCAGGAGACGGCUAUAUCUGUGGUGAGGACACGGACGUGGAUGGAAACCCAGAUUUAGGACAGUCCUGCUCUUCCAGGAAAUGUGUAAAGGACAACUGUCGGCUCAAAGUUAACAGUGGACAGGAGGACAUUGACGGAGACUCGGAUGGUAACAUAUGUGACUACGACUCGGACAAUGAUAACGUCUUCUACGAUGAGUCAGACAACUGCCCAUAUGUGUCUAACGUCGACCAGCUUGACACGGAUGGUGACGGGCGCGGAGACCUUUGUGACAACUGUAUCAACACAGCCAAUUUUGACCAGGCUGACGUGGACGGGGACGGGGUUGGCGAUGCCUGCGACACGGACAUUGAUGGAGAUGGCAUCCUUAAUGGAGCGGAUAACUGUCCAUAUGUAUCUAACGCAGGACAGACAGACACGGACGGAGACACAGUCGGAGACAGUUGUGACAAUUGUCUGUCUGUGUCUAAUAAUGCACAGACUGACACCAAUGAGAACGCUGUUGGAGAUGACUGUGAUGGCAGUGACAGAGAUGGCGAUAGUAUCCCCGACGCUCUGGACAACUGUGUCGAGGUUCCCAAUGGAGAGCAGACAGACACAGAUGGGGAUGGAACAGGAGACUACUGCGAUACAGAUAUAGAUGCUGAUGGUGUCCUCAACACGGUCGACAACUGUGUGUAUGUGGCCAACGCUGCACAAACAGACGUUGAUGGUAAUCACCGAGGAGAUGCCUGCGAGAGUGACCUUGACAAUGAUAGCGUGCUGGACGUAGAUGACAACUGUCCCAAGAAUAAAGACAUAUCAGUCACUACCUUUGCUGAGUACAUCUCACUGGACCUGAACCCAAGCUUGACGACGGAGAAAGCCCCAGUAUGGUCUGUACAGGAUGCUGGGCGUGACAUUUGGCAAAUGGAAUCCACACUGAAACCUGUCGCACUCAUUGGAAGCAAAUACUUCGACCAUGUGACUGUCACGGGGACGACCUUUGUGAACACAGACGAUUGUUACGGAUUCAUUGGCUUUAUAGUGGGUUACCAGAGUAACACCAAGUACUACCUUGUUACCUGGAGGCACAUUCACCUCAACCUAGAGGACCAAGGUGGCAUCAAGGGAGUGCAACUCUGGCUGAUAGACUCCACCACAGCUCCUGGGAACAAUUACGCAAAGGCACUGUAUCAUGGAUGUGACACCACAGACACAGCUACACUACUGUGGCAGGACCCGACUCUGGCUGGCUGGGAGUGUACCACUGGGUACAAGUGGACUGUACAACACAGCCCUUCUGUGGGCCUCCUCAGGGUGCUCAUUGAACAAGGGACAACAACCAUUGCCGAUUCUGGUUAUAUAUAUAAUGUGGCCAUCAAUGGUGGACGCUUAGGCGUAUUUUCCUAUAACCAGACCCAAUCAGUGUGGUCCAACCUUGUCUACAGGUGUACAGACAGACUGAACUAUGCCUUAGAGUUUGACGGAACAAGUACCUAUGGAGGAAUAGCUAAUCUGUCUGACCUGGCAAUAGUGAAAAGUUUUACCUUCGAGUCAUGGAUUUAUCUGCCCAGUGGCGCCCCCUCCACCAAACUACCGAUCCUGUGUACCAUGACGCGAGAGUUGUGUCUAUUUAUAGAGGGAAACACCUUCCACACUCAAAUUGGAUCACAUAUUGUAGACGGAACGACGACAAUUACUGCUGACACCUGGACACACAUCGCAACACGAUAUAAUGCUCAGCAGGGAACUUUGACAAUGUUUGUUAACGGGGCUGAUGGGGGAGUUACCAAAGAAGUAGAGAACACCACCAUGGCUGAGACAACAUGGGAUCCAACAUUGACGUUGUACAUCGGGAGGGAUAGCAACUACUACUUCAAAGGAAUGAUUGAUGAGGUGAGGAUCUACAACAUACAGAUACCAGAUGCUGAGAUUGAUACAUACUGGCAGAAGGCAGGCAUGGUCCGCGAGUACAAAAAGUUCACGAUGUCAGCUCACUACACAAUGGACGGCAACACACAGACCUCGGUGUUGACGGACCAGGGUCCUUUAAAACUUGAUGCAACACUUUAUGGAUCUCCAGCGUUUGUUGAGAGCACAACGGACUACUUCAGAUAUUACCACACCAACAACUAGACUUUGACUAAUGGACUUGACAUCGUAGACGGAUCCUCGAUAUUCUGUUAUGUCUAAUCCACCUUCAAGGUGGAAUACAAACUGCAAAUCUCCAAAAAAAGAUUUCAGAUUUUUUUAAAGUAUAUGCUUGUGUUAAGAACUUCCUGUUGUCGGAUUUACAACAGAGUAUGUCUUCAAAUAUUGGAGCUAAAAUGUCUUGAAUGUCCAGGCCCAAUCAAUUAUAUCAUUUUCAGGCUUGAAUUCAAACUUUUUGUAUUCAAAAGGUACUUUAUAUUUCGUGCAAAAAGGUUGAUAUUUUAUAAUAUGUUCCCUGUUUAAUUAUCAAGAGGACUAGAGUCAAAUCACCUAACGGAGCCGAGAUGUUUUUGUGAAAAAGAACAAAGAUCAUUAUAUGAUUCUUUCGUAUAACUCUUUUUGCUAUAGGAAAUGGGUAAAGAAUUCAAAGUUGGGGAAAAAUCAAAACUAAUUGGAUCUCUUUAUUUGAAAUAUAACCUUAAAACAAUGGGAUUAUCUGUCUUAAUUGUUUACUUUUCGAAUAUGUCCCAAAUAGUUUACGAGUUACAAGAAUGAUGCUUUGAUCAUUUAUCUUUAGUUUGAGACUGAGAAUGAUUUGAUAAAUAUAUAAACCCAUUAUUCCCAAAAAUAGAACUUCAAAUGAGAAUAUGCAUUGCCAUGCAUAAUUCAAAAUUGCUCUUAGCAGAAAUAGCUAAUAUCAAAUUUUGCUCAAGCAAUUCAAAACCAAGAAGUAUUAACGGUUAGUAUUGACAGUGGUAAAGAAGUGUUGUUUGAAGACGUAAUGAUUCAUCAUUGAAAAGUUUAAUUAGAUUUUGAAACUAUGUAGUGAUUACCUUGUCUUCUACACCCUUAGUAUAGAAAUGUUAAAUGUAGACUAAGUAAAUGUUAGCUGCCAAUUAAGUAUACACUACAUAACUUCACAGUGCGUAAGGUAGCAUAUACUCUUUAUCUUUUAUGAAAACUGAACAUGCACACAUACUUUUGUAAGUGAUUCCCUACCUUUUCAAUUAAGUUGCUUUGAUUUUAUGUCACCUGAUGGUACUGUAUUCGCUCUUCCGAUCAAAUUUCCUGUACCUGUGUGAUGAAAUAAUAUAGCAUGACUAACCCAUUAGGGAUUGAUAAAUGCUUCUUACUGGUUAAUAUAUAUUUCUAAUAUUUAUUUUAUGUGCACCCGCUUUUUGUGUAUUUUAUACAGGUGCUCAUUGUAUAAAUUUGUUCGCGUAAACUUUUAUUGUAAUGAACUGCUUGUAAUUUUGUAAACUCGUUUAAAGUAACAUCUGGAUGGAUGGCUCCAUAUCACUGUGACAUGAAUUAGAAUCCUAUGUGAACUAUCACUGACUUACAUUAAUAUUUAUUUAGAUAUAUCAAGUGAGAAUUGUUUACAAAUACAAAAUGUCAAUAUCUGACAUCAAACGAUUGCAGUGU
Messenger RNA from Mizuhopecten yessoensis (Yesso scallop), 10327 nucleotides. RefSeq lists its product as uncharacterized. NCBI's taxonomy places the organism in Eukaryota, Metazoa, Mollusca, Bivalvia, Pectinida, Pectinidae. The transcript has 66 exons. Gene Ontology annotation, molecular function: protein binding; calcium ion binding. The record is from RefSeq and is a predicted model, not a curated record. The coding region runs from base 137 to 8887 and encodes 2916 amino acids. Gene Ontology annotation, cellular component: extracellular region; plasma membrane. Gene Ontology annotation, biological process: homophilic cell-cell adhesion.